Messenger RNA from Talaromyces marneffei, 1173 nucleotides. RefSeq lists its product as uncharacterized. The transcript has a single exon. The record is from RefSeq and is a predicted model, not a curated record. NCBI's taxonomy places the organism in Eukaryota, Fungi, Ascomycota, Eurotiomycetes, Eurotiales, Trichocomaceae. Gene Ontology annotation, molecular function: hydro-lyase activity. The coding region runs from base 1 to 1173 and encodes 390 amino acids.
AUGGUGUUUAGCCUCAAUGGCCUCGUAUCCACUUCCAUUUCCUGCGUGGAAAUGCACACGUCAGGAGAACCAACACGCAUUGUUCUAUCUGGCUUCCCAGAACUGACAGGAACACUAAUGGAACAACGGGCCCAAGCAAAGGAAAAGUUUGACCAGUAUCGCCGGUUCCUGAUGUUGGAGCCUCGUGGCCAUCGAGAUAUGUAUGGCGCCAUUCUUCGCCCAGAGACAGAGCUAGUCAAGACAGGAGAGGCCGAUUUUGGCGCCCUCUUUAUGCACAACGAUGGGUUCUCGACGAUGUGUGGACAUGCAACGAUUGCCCUGGGUCGAUUUUUGGUUGAUUGUGACGAUGAACAGAUCUUUCCGAGAAGAAAACUGUUGAAGUAUAAUGCUGAAACACAGACAACCUCUAUCAGGCUUCAUGUGCCAUGUGGGGUUGUUGAUGUGAGUGUUCCAACACUGGUAAUAGGGAAAUCCGACCCAUCUCGUCCGGUAUCCUUCAUAUCUGUCCCGUCGUUCGCUACGGGAAUAUCGGUGACUGUCCAUUUGCCUGAGGAAAACCGAUGGCCAGAAUUGGGCGGACGUGACUCGAUUACGGCGGACUUUUGUUAUGGUGGCGCCUACUACUGUGUGAUUGGCGCAACAGAGCUAGGCUUUCCUCAGGGACUUUCAGAGGAUGACAUUCAACGACUAUCCCACGCAACUGCACUCCUCAAAAAAACUGUAAAUGAAAAUCCAGACCUCUCAUCUCUGACUCGCCACAUCCAAACCUCCGAACAGGGCGUUUUAUACUCAGUGCUUAUCGUCGAUGAUGCGAAACGUAUUAACGAUCCAUCAAGCUCUGAGAAGGGACUGUGCUUCUUUGCAAAUCAGCAGAUAGAUCGAUCUCCAACUGGCGGCUCUGUAGCUGCCCGAAUCGGUCUUGCUUAUACCAAGGGCGAUCUAUCUAUUGGAGAACAGCGGAAAUUUGACUCUCUGUUUACCGGGUCCAAUAAAGGACUCAAAGGAUUCGUUGGCUCGGCUUUUGAAGAGCUAAAGAAAGAAAGUGGAGUGGACGGCUCCCAGAAAAAUAUUAGCGUAAGAGUCAAAGUUGAAGGUUAUGCAAACUAUAUGGGAUAUUCUACGUUUGUGGCCGAAAAAGCAGAUGGCCUUGGUGUGAAUGGCUUUCUACUUUAG